UUUCUAUUUCUCUCUCAUAGUCCCACAAUCUUUUUGGUUUCUUAAAACCUCUAUCCCUGAAAAAUAGCCCACCACCAAAUAAAUGGCCACCGCCGCGCCCAAACUCGCCACCGGCAUUCUACCCAUCCCUGCCCAGCCCCACCGCCGUAAAUUACAUCACCUCGCUACCACCGCUACUAGUGUACAUCCCUCAGCCUUCAAAAUCUCCGUCAGCACUGUCACUGGGGUUUCACGUCGCCGGAGAGGGCUCAGUUGCCAGGCCGCAGAGGUGUCGGUGGCGGAGGGGCCGUCGGCGUCGGGAGGUGGAGGGGACAAUGAAGGGAAAACCGAGAACUGGGUGCCGGUUGUGCCCCUGGGGGCGCUGCCCAAAGGAGAGCGGCGCGUGAUCAUCCAAAACGGGGAGACCAUACUGCUGCUUUGGUAUAAAGAUGACAUCUUUGCCAUCGAGAACCGAUCCCCUGCUGAAGGCGCUUACAGUGAAGGCCUCCUCAAUGCCAAGCUCACCAAGGAUGGUUGUAUUGUUUGCCCAACAACUGAUAGCACAUUUGAGUUGCGAACCGGAGAAAUAAAAGAAUGGUACCCAAAGAAUCCAGUGCUGAGAGUUCUGACUCCUGCAUUGAGAAACCUAUUUAUUUAUCCUGUUAAGACGGACAGCGAAAAUAUUUACAUCAGCAUGGGCGGGGGACUGAAGACUUCUGAUGCAUCUGCUGAGAUUGUAUUCAGCGGGAAGGCUCAACCUGGUGUAACAGCAACCAAUGUCAACGUGGAAGAGGUGAGGAUGGUGGUUGAUGAGAACCAAGAGGCCUUUGGUUUCACAGGAAAGAAUGAGUUGAUAAAUGGAAAAGCUGCUGUGAUUGGGUUCCUAUUGCUGUUAGAUUUUGAACUUCUGACUGGUAAAGGUCUCCUCAAAGGAACAGGAUUCUUGGACUUCAUUUACUCUGUUUCCAAUGCUUUCAAAUGAAUUCCAAUGUAAUUUAUGAACACUUUCUGAUCAACAUAUAGGCAGUAUAUUUGUUGGGAGUAGUUUAACUUCCUAUCAUAACUGGAAAAAAAAAAUGAUUUUGUAUAUGUAGGUAAAUUAUACUGACUGUGAAAUUCUUCUAGCCAGAGGAGAAACAGCCACUUGCAGUUUCCAAUUGAACAGGGUAGAAAUGAUUUUGGGUCAAUGUACUUGUGACUUGUGAGUGUUAUUGUAUUAUAUAAUUUUGUUUAAUUUGGUCUUUGUACUUUAGUUUUGUGGGUUGAAGUACAUGGAUUAAAUUGAGCAAAAUUAAGGUAUAUGUCCUAGUAUUUUGACACCAAUGUUUUUGUUAUUCUUGUA
Molecule: messenger RNA, 1321 nt
Organism: Ipomoea triloba (trilobed morning glory)
Lineage: Eukaryota; Viridiplantae; Streptophyta; Magnoliopsida; Solanales; Convolvulaceae
Exons: 3
Coding region: 83-961 (292 amino acids)
Molecular function (GO): 2 iron, 2 sulfur cluster binding; nitrite reductase [NAD(P)H] activity
Source: RefSeq, a predicted model, not a curated record